Molecule: messenger RNA, 915 nt
Organism: Thelazia callipaeda (thelaziosis nematode)
Lineage: Eukaryota; Metazoa; Nematoda; Chromadorea; Rhabditida; Thelaziidae
Source: the annotation of a GenBank genome assembly
AUGUUCAUAGUCUUUCAUCUACGUUUUUACUGUAAUUUGUACUUUAUCCUCAAGGAUGGGUUAAAUCGAGAAGAGCUUAACUUUUUGGAAGAAUCAUUUCAUGCGUUGCAAAAAAGUAAGGCCGCGCGAUGGAAUAAAAAACUGUAUUGGGUAUCACCGAAGGAAUUACCCAGAAUCCGGCAGUUGAAUAAGAUGAAGAAAAAAGGGAAGCGUAUUUAUUAUUACGAUGACCAUGAACUAGAAGGAGUGAUACCUCAUUUAUCGGGAUGUGCUCGCACAGAAGGUUACUAUAAGUUAUCUCACAAAGAAAAAAGAGGUGUUUUACGAAGGCCAGAUAUUUUUCUGAAUGAAAUAAAUGAAAAAGAAGAAGACAAAAACCGAUUAUUGAUGCAAUCGUCGCGAGAGGCUCGUAAUACCAAUCGACGCUUGUUAACAACAAUGGGUGAUUCCUCUUCUGAUAUAUUCAAAGUCAAUCAGCUUAAGUUCCGCAAAAAACUUGUUAAAUUUGCACGCUCGCGAAUUCAUGGUUGGGGCUUGUAUGCAAUGGAAGCGAUAGGCCCUGAUGAAAUGAUCAUUGAAUACAUCGGACAAAAAAUACGACCUACAGUGGCAGAUGAACGUGAGAAGCAUUACGAAAGACGUGGAAUGGGUUCCAGCUAUUUGUUCCGUAUUGAUUCUGAUAAUGUAAUUGAUGCUACACAAAUGGGAAAUUUGGCUCGAUUCAUUAAUCAUUCAUGUCAACCGAAUUGUUAUGCAAAAGUUGUUGUUGUUGAUGGUGAAAAAAGAAUUGUUAUCUACAGCAAGUUACCGAUCGAGAAAGGCGACGAAAUAACUUAUGAUUAUAAAUUUCCAAUUGAAGAAGAUAAAAUUGAUUGUCUUUGUGGAGCACCAGGCUGUCGUGGAUCGUUAAAUUAA